This is a messenger RNA of Conger conger (European conger), 1698 nucleotides long. Its product is annotated as tyrosinase-like. Bases 1 to 1605 code for a protein of 534 amino acids. The record is from RefSeq and is a predicted model, not a curated record. The transcript has 5 exons. Gene Ontology annotation, molecular function: tyrosinase activity. Lineage: Eukaryota; Metazoa; Chordata; Actinopteri; Anguilliformes; Congridae. Gene Ontology annotation, biological process: melanin biosynthetic process; pigmentation.
AUGCUGACUUUGGGACUUUCAAUCUUUCUCUGUCUACUGCGACCAGCGUGCCUUCAGUUCCCGCGAGCAUGCGUCACAGCCGAGAUCCUACAAACCAAGGAGUGCUGUCCAGUAUGGGGACAGGACGGUUCCGCCUGUGGAGCCCGCUCCGGUAGGGGGUUCUGCCAAGAUGUGGUCGUAUCUGACCUCCCCAACGGUCCGCAGUAUCCAUUCACCGGGAUAGACGACAGAGAGAGGUGGCCCACAGUGUUCUAUAAUCGCACGUGCCAAUGUGCCGGUAACUACAUGGGCUUCGACUGUGGUGACUGCACUUUCGGGUAUUUUGGCGUCAACUGUGCUGAGAAAAGGGAAUCGUUGAGAAGGAAUAUAUUUCAGCUGUCAGUCGCUGAAAGACAGAAGUUCAUAUCUUAUUUGAACCUAGCCAAACAUACCAUAAACGCAGAUUACGUGAUAGUAACCGGGACAUACGACGGAAUGAACAAUGGGACAAAUCCCAUGUUUGCGGAUGCCAGUGUCUAUGAUGUUUUUGUUUGGAUGCACUACUACGUAUCAAGAAAUGCCUUGCUUGGAGGAUCAAACGUUUGGACCGAUAUUGAUUUUGCACACUGGGCUCCGGCCUUCUUACCUUGGCACCGUGUGUACUUGUUGUCAUGGGAACAUGAAAUCCGGAAACUGACGGGAGACUUCAGUUUCACCAUUCCAUACUGGGACUGGAAAGAUGCGUUAGACUGUGAGGUAUGCACUGACGAGCUAAUGGGUGGUCGGAAUCCCCUGAAGCCGAACCAAAUCAGUCCCGCAUCGGUAUUCUCUUCAUGGAAGGUGAUGUGCUCCCAAGCAGCUGAAUAUAACAGCAGGGGGGCGCUAUGCAACGGCACGGGGGAGGGCCCCUUGCUGCGCAACCCAGGCAAUCAGAACCGCGACAUAGUGAGCCGGCUGCCCACUUCUGCCGAGGUGGAGUUCACGCUCAGCCUGUCGCAAUAUGACACCGGCCCCAUGGACAAGAGUGCCAACAUGAGCUUCCGGAAUACAAUGGAAGGCUUUGGCAACCCUCAGACUGGGCGGGGCGGCGGUGCCCAGCGUUGGAUGCAUGCAGCGGUGCAUGCCUUCAUGAACGGCUCCAUGUCCUCAGUGCAAGGGUCCGCCAAUGAUCCCGUCUUCCUCCUCCACCACUCCUUCGUCGACAGCAUUUAUGAACAGUGGCUGCGGACAUACCGGCCCUCCAGGUCCCAGUACCCCCAGGCCAAUGCCCCCAUUGGACACAAUGCCGGCUACUUCAUGGUUCCUUUCAUACCUCUCCACAGGAACAGCGACUACUUCCUGUCCAGCAAAGCCUUGGGCUAUGAGUACGCUCAUCUGUUAGAUCCCGGCCAGCGCUUUCUACAGGAUUUCCUCGGCCCUUACCUGGAGCAGGCCCAGGAGAUCUGGCUAUGGCUCCUGGGCGCUGGACUCUUUGGGGCCCUGGUAGCAUGCCUCACAGCAGCAGCCGUGGCCUUUAACUACAACACACAGACAAAGAAAAAAGCAUCAGCGGAUUCAGAGAGACAACUCCUGAUUGACAGCAGAAAGACGGAGAGCUUCCUUUUGUCAGACCAAACCUCUCCCUGAAAGGAGUCACUCUCCUAACUGUGCCUCGAUGAGUACUACAUAAAAUAUAAUGAAACAAUAAUUGUGAAGAUUAUACUUUAUUUCAGUGGAAAC